Messenger RNA from Solanum lycopersicum (tomato), 1062 nucleotides. Lineage: Eukaryota; Viridiplantae; Streptophyta; Magnoliopsida; Solanales; Solanaceae. The record is from RefSeq and is a predicted model, not a curated record.
AUGGCUGAUUUAUUGCCUCAAUAUCUUAUUCAUAAAAUACUCUGUAUGCAUAGUUUUAAAAGAGCAGCCCAAUUGAGUAUUCUUUCUAAAACAUGGCUACAAGCAUGGUUGACUAUUCCCAAUUUGAGUUUUUCACUUGGUUAUCUCGAGCACCAUAUGAAAAAAGUAAUGGAUAAUAUCAUGGAGAGAUAUCGAGAUCAAAAAAUCCCCAUUGAAAAGUUAGAGUUAUCAUACUCUACUCGUUCUAAUGAAUUUUUUCCUCUGUUUGAUAAGUGGCUUGAUAUUGCACUUCAGAAUGGUGUAAAAUAUCUCGUCUUUCGCGUUUCUAGCCGUGAGGCAUACCCGUUGCCUAUGUUGACAAUCUUGGCAACAAAAUCUUUAAGAGAAUUAGUAUUAACAGGCUGUGAAUUGCACUGUGAUUCAUCAUCUAGUGGCGGCGUGGUGAAUUGCAAUUCGUUGAGGAAGCUUUCUCUAACUCGUGUUAAUUUAGGUGAAAACACGCUUCAGAUUCUACUUAAUAGUUGUCGAUUUAUCGACACGUUAAUAUUAGAUUCUUGUCCUUGGUUGAAAAAGAUUGAGAUACUGAAUAAUCUUCCAAAGAUCAAGUCGGUUUCUAUUCGUCACUCUGACCAACUGCAGCUUGUAAAAAUUGAAGCACCGUCUCUUGAACACUUGUAUUAUUUUACUGGUGCUGAAAAGUUUUGCAUUGAUGCCCCAAAUUUGGUGUCAUGGGAGUAUACGGGAUUUAAAUUUCCUGCAACUUUUUUGGAUGCUAAUUUGCAACGGGGUUGUUAUCCUAAGAGAUUCGUUCUUGAUUCAACGAGCAAAACAAUUGCAGAUUUUAUGGAUGUUUUAAUGCAUAUGAUGAGAUGGAGUUAUUCUACUUCUCAUGGAAGCAACAAGCUUUUGCAUCGUCAAUUAAUAGAAGUUAAAGCCUAUAAAUUUGAUUGGGAAAACCAGAGAUGGCAUUCUGAUCCUAUGGAACUUGGAAGUGGAAGGAAGAUUUUGUUCCAUGAAAUUAAUGCUACUUUUCUCGUCUCUAUCGUGUUACCCAAUAUAUAG